Messenger RNA from Mizuhopecten yessoensis (Yesso scallop), 3884 nucleotides. RefSeq names its product multidrug resistance protein 1-like. The record is from RefSeq and is a predicted model, not a curated record. Gene Ontology annotation, cellular component: membrane. Gene Ontology annotation, molecular function: ABC-type transporter activity; ATP hydrolysis activity; ATP binding. The transcript has 24 exons. NCBI's taxonomy places the organism in Eukaryota, Metazoa, Mollusca, Bivalvia, Pectinida, Pectinidae. Gene Ontology annotation, biological process: transmembrane transport.
UGCCAUGAUCAUUGUGUUUGGGACAAUGACUGAUUCCUUCGUAGACGUGGGAAAGUACACAGCCAUCCUUGAGGUUAUCGCAGACUUCCUGACUAAUGUCGGGCUCACACAGGCAGCAUGUAUUGCCAACCCAAGUCUUCUUAGCCCAUACAUUACUGACAUUGGGACCAACUACAGCACUGUGGACACCAGUAUCAUCCAAAAACAGAUUGACACAGACUUCCUAGAACAAAUGAGGACAUUCUCUCUGUACUAUGUUGGUAUUGGCUGUGGAGUUAUCCUUCUUGGCUAUGCCCAGGUGACAUUCUGGUCUUUGGCUGCUGAGAGACAGAGCCACAGGAUCAGAAAGAGGUUUUUCCGCAAUGUGAUGAGACAGGAUAUGACCUGGUUUGAUACCCAUGAUUCCGGACAACUGAACACGAGACUGUCAGACGAUAUAAACAAGAUCCAUAGUGGUAUAGGGGACAAGUUGGGUACGUUCCUGCAGUUCUUCUCAAGCUUUCUGACUGGGAUCACCAUUGGUUUUGUGUGUGGAUGGAAACUGACCUUGGUCAUACUCUCUGUCUGUCCUAUCAUCAUGGGGGCAGCAUUUGUCUUCAAUAAGAUUCUGACAUCUGUGACAGGAAAUCAACUCCAGGCCUACGCUCAGGCUGGGUCUGUAGCAGAGGAAGUCCUUAGCUCCGUAAGAACUGUUGUGGCAUUUGGUGGCGAGAAAAAGGCGUUAUUGUCUGAAUUUUACAGAUAUAGUGAGAGGCUUUCUGAGGCACGGAACUUCGGUAUUAAAAAGGCUCUAGGCAAUGGUAUAUCCAUGGGUGUAGUGUACUUUGUUAUAUUUUGUACAUAUGCUCUGGCUUUCUGGUAUGGAGCCAAAGUCUCGCGAGAGGAACCAGACACCUACUCCAUUGGCAAAGUGCUGAUCGUGUUUUUCUCUGUGCUGAUUGGUGCCAUGUCCUUGGGGACUGGACUUCCUAGCCUACAGGACUUCACCGUGGCCAGAGCUGCUGCUUAUACCAUCUACCAGCUUAUUGAUCUGAAUCCAGACAUUGACAGCAGUUCAGAGCAGGGAAAGUCACCUGACCAUUUGGAGGGAAACAUAGAAUUUGAAGAUAUAGAAUUUCGCUACCCAGCCCGACCAGAGGUCAAAGUUCUUAACAAGGUUGACCUUGAGAUUAAGAGGGGACAAACAGUGGCCCUUGUUGGGUCCAGUGGGUGUGGUAAAAGUACAAUGGUACAGCUCAUACAACGGUUCUACGACCCGGAGGGUGGACAGGUAAUGAUUGAUGGUACAAACCUGAAGGAUUUGAACGUGAAAUGGUUAAGACAACACAUUGGGGUAGUCAGUCAGGAGCCUGUCCUCUUUGCGACUUCCAUUGAGGAAAAUAUCCGCUUUGGAUGGGAUGGAGCCACCCAGGACCAAAUUAUAGCGGCAGCAAAGAUGGCCAACGCACACGACUUCAUUAUGGAGCUUCCAGAGGUACACAUGGUUUUGUAUAAUUAUCAACUUCUGCAUCUAUCGACUAGACAGUCACAGAUAAUAGCCACCAGCAGACACUUAUUACAAUAACCUCAUAUCAUUGUCAUACACUGAAGUCAAAGGUAAGUCUUUGGUACUUAUAGCGAGACUAACUUACAGGAGACCCUUGAUAAGGCUAGAGCUGGCAGAACUACAGUAGUCGUGGCCCAUCGUUUAUCCACCAUCAAAACUGCCGACACUAUAGCUGGCUUUAAAGAAGGAGUAAUCGUGGAGCAGGGCACCCAUGAACAGCUGAUGCAGAAAGGGGGCGUGUACCAUCAACUUGUUACGUUACAGACAAAAAAACAUGAUGCUGAAGAGGAUGAAUUAAUUGAAGAGUAUACAACACCGGAAAAAAAACCUUCGAAGACAUUAAAGACCCAGAAGUCUGUAGUGGAUGCCAAGAAGUUAGAAGCCUUGAAUGUAAAGUCAGACACAGAUGUCGAUAAGAAAGACAAGGAUUUGCCUGAACCUUCAUUCAAAAGGAUCAUGAGACUGUGCGCCCCCGAGUGGUACCUCGUUGUGAUUGGCUGUUUGGCCAGUUUGAUGUUUGGAGGAGUCCAGCCCUGUUUUGCUAUAAUAUUUUCCAGUAUUAUUACUGUGUUUGGUAACACAGACUACAGUUACCAGGAGAGGGAGAUAAGAAUGUAUGUUCUCAUCCUCGUUAGCAUUGGAAUCGGUGCUCUCAUUGCUCUCUCUUUACAGAGCUACAUGUUUGGGAAAUCAGGAGAAAAUCUGACCAUGAGACUGAGAAAAAUGGCAUUCCAGGCCAUGCUACGACAGGACAUGUCCUAUUUUGACGACCAGAAGAACAGUACUGGAGCCUUGACUACCCGUUUGGCCACUGAAGCCUCAGAGGUUCAUGGGGCUGCUGGCAUCACCAUAGGGAAGGCUAUUGAGGCUUUGGCGAACAUCGGCACCGCAAUCAUCAUAGCCUUGAUAUAUGGCUGGAAACUGACACUAGUCAUUCUGGCUUUUAUUCCCCUGAUGGCUGUUUCAGCAGGAUUCCGUAUGAAGAUUUUAACUGGGGUUGCAGGAAAGAACAAAUUAGCACUAGAAGAAGCCGGAAAAAUUGCCACGGAGGCCAUAGAAAACAUGCGAACAGUGGCGGGACUUUCUAUGGAGGAGAAAGUGUUUGUUCUGUACAUUAACAGCUUGGAACAGCCGUACAGGGAGGCUAUUAGGAAAUGUCAUCUGACUGGAUUGGCCUUCUCUAUAUCACAGGCUAUGUUGUACUUUGCGUAUGCAGCUGCAUUUUACUUCGGAGCCUAUUUAAUUAGGGAGAAUGAGAUGGAGUUUGGUGAUGUCUUUAGAGUUUUCUCUGCGGUUGUAUUUGGAGGCAUGGCCCUAGGACAGGCAAGCUCGUUUGCUCCCGACGCUUCCAAAGCCAAGGUGGCGGCAGCUCACAUAUUCGCUCUGUUGGAUCGUGUGCCUAGCAUUGAUACUGAGUCGGACGCUGGUAGUAAACCUGUCAACUUCACUAGUAAAAUUUCCUUUGGGAAUACAAAGUUCUGUUAUCCCUCUCGGCCAAAUGUUCAGGUUUUACAAGGUCUUAACCUGGAAAUAUCCUCAGGAGAAACACUCGCUCUCGUGGGGGCCAGUGGGUGUGGCAAGAGUACUACAGUACAGCUCAUAGAGAGGUUCUACGAUCCUGAGGAUGGAGAGGUGAAGUUGGACUCGUAUAAUUUGAAGGAUCUCAAUGUACAGUGGCUAAGGUCACAGGUCGGCAUCGUAUCCCAGGAGCCCAUACUCUUUGACAGCAGUAUAGCAGAGAAUAUUGCUUAUGGUGACAACUCAAGAGUGGUUGGUAUGGAUGAGAUCAUUUCUGCAGCAAGAAGCGCCAACAUUCACCAGUUUAUAGACUCCCUACCCAAUGGUUAUGAGACUAAUGUUGGCAACAAAGGGACGCAACUCAGUGGUGGACAGAAACAACGAGUGGCCAUUGCUCGUGCCCUGGUCAGAAAUCCCAAGAUUCUCCUGUUGGAUGAGGCAACGUCAGCCCUCGACACGGAGAGUGAGAAGGUUGUACAGGAAGCCUUGGACAAGGCCAGAGAGGGAAGGACAUGUAUUGUAAUCGCACACCGCCUGUCCACCAUCCGUAAUGCCGACAAAAUCUGCGUCAUCAAGCAUGGUCAGGUCGCAGAACAGGGUCGUCAUGGUGACCUUAUGUCUAAACAAGGACUCUACUACAAACUCAAUACUGCUCAGAGUCGUCAGAAAUAAAUAAAAUGUGUGUGAAAGACUCAUACAAUGUUAUAUCAUCUGGCUGCAGAAUCUUUCUCAUUCAUUCUAUUUGCCUAAAUCACCUUUAAAGGGCAAAUAAUGAGAUGACUAUAUUUUUUCUGCGAUUUGUUCUCGAACCUUAAAAUCA